Messenger RNA from Notothenia coriiceps (black rockcod), 3989 nucleotides. Its product is annotated as voltage-dependent calcium channel gamma-7 subunit-like. The record is from RefSeq and is a predicted model, not a curated record. Gene Ontology annotation, molecular function: voltage-gated calcium channel activity; channel regulator activity. Gene Ontology annotation, biological process: positive regulation of synaptic transmission, glutamatergic; transmission of nerve impulse; neurotransmitter receptor internalization. Gene Ontology annotation, cellular component: AMPA glutamate receptor complex; postsynaptic density membrane. The transcript is spliced from 2 exons. Lineage: Eukaryota; Metazoa; Chordata; Actinopteri; Perciformes; Nototheniidae. The coding region runs from base 83 to 691 and encodes 202 amino acids.
UAUCAAUAAUGAAUGUGUGUGUGCAGGUCUCAGUCUGGUGGUUGGCCUGGUGUUAUAUAUCUCAAGUAUUAAUGACGAGGUGAUGAACCGACCCAGAGAGCCGGAGCAGUUCUUCCACUACCGCUACGGCUGGUCCUUCGCCUUCGCUGCCUCCUCCUUCCUGCUGAAAGAGGGGGCAGGAGUCAUGUCAGUCUAUCUCUUCAUGAAGCGUUACGCUGAGGAGGAGCUGUACCGGCCUCACCCCGCCCUCUACCGACCCCGUAUGUCUGAAUGCAGCGACUACAGUGGCCAGUUCCUCCACCCAGACUCCUGGCCCCCCCCCCAGCGGGGCCGCAGCGCUUCCGAGGUAUCCUCCGACAUAUCCAUCCAGCUCAACCAGCAGACUCCACCUUCAAAGUCGCAACCCAAGGGGGGCAGCAGCUCCCAGCAGACGCCCUCUUCCUCUGGGCCUUCAUCAGCUGCCAGCUACCAGCACCAGCCGGCCUCCUCCUCCUCCACUUCCUCCUCCUACCCACACCCCCUCCAUCUGGCCGCCACCUCCACCCUACCCAGAGCAUCCCAUGGCCACCCUCAGUCCCAUCCCCACCCCAGCGGACCCCCACCCCAGUCCCUGCCGAUGGGGGUGCCACCAUCAGCCGUGCCUCCUCCGCGCUAUCACGCGCACAUGCGAAUGAGUGCCUCGCCAUGCUAGGCUACUUAAACAAAACACAACUGGGGGGGGGGGCAGAUUGGUUAUAGCUCUUACACACCACACACACACAAACACAAUUCCUCUAUCUACAAAAUGUGUGGGAGGAAAGAUGCAGCAGAGUGGUUGAAGGAGGGAGGUUUAGGGAGAUCAAAUAGAGGAAAGAAAAAAGAGGGGAGGAGGGGAGGAGCAGGUGGGUGGAGGGAUGACUCACUGCUGCUGCUCAGCCCGAGACGAAGACAGAACUUUAAACACGCUGGGAGGGAAAACGGGAGGGGAUACGAUGAUUAGUAGCAACAAGACAUUUGUGAGGUUUCUGACGGGUACAUACUGUACAUCAUCGGGGCCGUGAUACCCAGGGUGAAGCAGCACAGGAAACAGGAAGCUGAAUCUUUUCCACAACUCUGGCCAUUCACUAAAAGAACAAACAUGUGAAAUAAGGUAUCUGGCUAAAAAUGUAUUAUCCUUUCAUCAAACAAGGAAUAAGGAUGCCUCCUUUAAAAAGAUUUUAAGAAAAUGGAUCAAAUAUCUUUUUGGAAUGUCAUCGACAUGGUUGGGAAGGUUACUAUGUUACAUCUUCAUUACCUUUGACCACUUUCUUAACAAAUAAUGAAACCAUAAGAGCAACCACUGUAAAACACUGACUUGUAAUUCCAAACAAGACUACAGUGAUAUGGAUGUUGAUUAUGAUAAGGAGUACAGGUGAUGGAUAAAAAGACAAUUCAGAGUGAUAUUGGUUCAGUUUACUGUGAAUGUAAAAAUAACGGAACCCCAGAAUAUUUUCAAAUUAGGGCUAUCAGCGAUGAAAUGCCUAGUUGUUCAUUAUGCAUGUUAAUUAAUCCCAAAUUAAUAACAUAUUACCCAUUUACAAUAAAACUUAACUAAAGAAAAACCAAUAUAUUAUAUACAAUAUUCAUGUCAACAUUGAAGUGGACAUAUAAAAGAUAACCUUUCUUUCUAACAACCAUAUUUCAAGAUGGCAUUUGAACACAUAAGAACCACAUUGUGAUUGACCUUUACCCAAUUUUAAAAUGUUUGAUCUCGAUCACACCAUUAUGUUACUUAAUGUCACCUUGCUGCUGUCUGUUGACAUUAGCUGUAGCUGUUGGCCAAGCAGUAGUGUAGCAUUACGAAUCCAUUAUUAUGUGUCAUCGGCUAGUUAACUGCUAGCAGCUAACGUGAAUUAGCUCUCCUCCUGCCAAUAACAACACAGAUGUGUUGUUUAUAAUGUAGCAUUAUCAGGGAUUCUUUCCCAGUAUUGCUUCCCAACCGUGUUCAUGAAGAACUGACUGAUAUGAUAAAUAAUGUCUAUAUGAUAAUAAUCCGUAGUUCAUACAGUAUCACAAAUAUUAUAUACACAAUCGGAGGUAAACUGUAUAUGCAUAGAGAUUUACACUUUAACUGUAUAGAAAGUAUUCUUCCCCCUCAUGCUGAAACAAAAACGUAAUCCCGUACCAUGAGGUGUAUAUAUUAAAGUAUGUUUUAGGUGUUUUAGCUAUUACAUUUUUAUAAGCUGUAUUUUAAGAGAGAAGCUUUGGGAGUGAAUGUUUAAAUGUUGAUGGAUGAAACUGAGAGACUUUCUAAAGUGUCGAUUGAGGUUGGAAAUGUUCCUCGGUCGCGUCAGCAGGAUUCUGCAACGUUAGCAUUGACUGAACAAGAGGCUGUCCGUGAUCAUCCUGGUUUCAAUCAAAAUGGCUGCCUUGGAGAUGCUGUUGCCAUGGAAGUGAUUUCUUAGGUAUGUAGAUAUUGGUAUUUGAAACCAGAACUCUUACAGCCAGGUUCAGAAAUGGAAACCGACUCUUCCUGGUUUUAUUUAUGAUAAUAUAAGGUUUAUAUUAAGAUAUGGCACUUUGAUGAACACAUGCGUACAUGGGAGGCAAACUGAAAACCUGAGACAGAUGGCUUUGCAUUUCAAUGUACCUCCUGGUUUAAUCUAUUAUUCAUAUAAGUAGCUCAGUCUCAAUUUAUUGGAGUCUACAUCUUUUCACUAAUAUCUGUUGGGUCCAGACAAUUACUUAUCAAGUGUAUUUCAGAGAUGAAGGUUUCAUCUGUCUUGUGAUAGAGGAAAGACUAUUGUACCAUUUGAAUGGAAAUACCUGUGAAUUGUCUCAGCCACUGUAAACUACCCAACAUCUUAGCCAAAUUGAUAUUCCAAAAAGUCCCAGGUAAAAUAAUACUUCGCCUUUUUUUUCCAACGGCUUUCAAUAACCCAUAUUUAAGUUUUAUGCUAUGGCAUGUCAUCGUUAAAUUGAAGGGAGGAGGUUGGAAAUGUCAAAAUCCAGUUUUUGAUAGAUUGUGACAGAAUGAUUUACUUAACUGAAUACUGAAUCAAUUACUACUGUUUCAACUCAAGAUCCACUUGCUCGCCUGUUCUGAAGUCUUGACCCAAUCUCAAGGCCCUCAUCAGGAAAUCAAUAUGAAAUGUGCAUAUGUUGAGUGGCAUUUUUUGGGGAACAUUUAGGAUUUUCAGUUUGACUCCCAUUGAAGUUUUCAUGUUGCACAGUGAAUUAAAGUGAAACACUUAAGAAGUUCUUGUUUUUGUAGCAUAUUAACAAUCAUGCCCAGCAUAGGGCAUUAUUUGUAGCCUUUUUAGACCUACGCGGAAAAAUGUUAUGCUUACAUCCUGUGAUACUGUUAAGAGAAGAACAAUGUAUCAAAUUAACUGCUGUGUUAGCAUCUGUUAUGAAUAUUUGCUUUGUGGAAAAUAAAUAGGAAAUAACUUAGCCGAUGAGUAUGAGAGCUUUUGCUGAUGUUUUGCGAUGUUUCUUUUUAAUUGCCAAAGCUGAGCAUUCAUGCUGUGUAGUGAGCACACACACAAGCACACACACACACACACACACACACACACACACACACACACACACACACACAUUUAUGUAGCUGACUUCUGAGGAGUUGUUUUCUCAGAUAUAAAAAUCAGAACCAACAGUGUUUCUGAGGACAUCACAGCAGAGACGUACAGUUUUGAUGCUGUGAGCCGCUUUCUCAAAUGUUUACUUCCUUUACUUCCAGAUCCCUAACUGUGAUCAUGGUGUAAAUAUUCAUACUGAACACACAUUACACAGUCUACCUAAGACGUGUUGACAUUAUCAAGGUAAAGAAAUGUUUAAAGUUUACAUGUUGAGUCCAAUGACAUUUGACUGACUCAAUACUGGUCAAAAAUCGAUCUUAAGAUUAAUGUGACUUUAAUUGUUUAUUUUUCAUAAUUUUUGCAAACAUGCUAUAUGCAGGAGUGUGAUUUGUAUCUGCCAGCAGUGUUUUGUUAAGUUCAAACCAAUAAAGCUUGCCUGGUUCCAGACUC